Geosmithia morbida is the source of this 519-nucleotide messenger RNA. RefSeq lists its product as hypothetical. Bases 1 to 519 code for a protein of 172 amino acids. The record is from RefSeq and is a predicted model, not a curated record. The transcript has a single exon. NCBI's taxonomy places the organism in Eukaryota, Fungi, Ascomycota, Sordariomycetes, Hypocreales, Bionectriaceae.
AUGGCUCUUGACCUCUGGUCUCACCAGUUCUGCCUCGCCUGCGACAAGCAGGUCGAGUCAGACUCGGCCGCCUACUGCUCCGAGGCUUGCCGCCUCGCCGAGCUCGAGAGGACAUCGUCUCCCUCAUCGGCAGCCAGCUCCCCCGUCAGCUCCCCCGGUCUGACCUCUCCAGACCCCUGGACAGCCUACUUGGCCUCGUCUGUAUCCAGCACCAGCAACAGCAACACCAACAACUACUUCUUCCUCUCCCCCGCCUUCGACUUCUCCUCCACCACCACCACUUACGCUCAACAACCACGAACCACCUACGGCAGCGGCAACAGCAGCAACAGCAACAACCCGACAUCGACACACAAGCAGCAGCUCAUAUCUUCGAGUUCAAACAGCAGCCUGUCCAGUAUGGGAAGCACAUCGACGACCGGCGACUCCAACCAGCUUUCCAGUCAGGCUAGGCAAGAGCUCCAGGCCUACGCCGUGUCUUUCGACCACGUCCGUACCCAGAGGAGGCGUUCCUACUAA